This is a messenger RNA of Clupea harengus (Atlantic herring), 1832 nucleotides long. RefSeq names its product iroquois homeobox 4a (gene irx4a). Lineage: Eukaryota; Metazoa; Chordata; Actinopteri; Clupeiformes; Clupeidae. Gene Ontology annotation, molecular function: RNA polymerase II cis-regulatory region sequence-specific DNA binding; DNA-binding transcription factor activity, RNA polymerase II-specific. The record is from RefSeq and is a predicted model, not a curated record. Gene Ontology annotation, biological process: neuron differentiation; cell development; regulation of transcription by RNA polymerase II. Gene Ontology annotation, cellular component: nucleus.
CACCAACUCUUUGACAUCUUGCUGCGAGUCGACUGGUAGAAGCAUGUCGGAUUCCGGUGUGGUGACUUCGGCGCAGCCUCCGGUCUACUGCCCUAUGUACGAGAGCAGACUACUGGCCACCGCCAGACAUGAGCUGAGCUCCGCCGCUGCGCUGGGGGUGUACGGUAGCCCUUACACCAGCAGCCAAAGCUACGGAAACUAUGUCACUUAUGGCACCGAUACCUCCGCUUUCUAUUCACUGGGCGCGUUCGACACUAAAGAGGGGGGUGCCACUGCGCAUGCGGGAAUCACCCAAGCUGCUGCCUACUAUCCAUAUGAUCCUACUUUGGGCCAGUACCAGUAUGACAGAUAUGGAUCUAUGGAUGGGGGCACGAGGAGAAAAAAUGCUACAAGGGAGACCACGAGCACUCUGAAGGCCUGGCUUCAGGAGCACCGGAAAAACCCAUACCCCACCAAAGGCGAGAAGAUCAUGCUGGCCAUCAUUACCAAGAUGACCCUCACGCAGGUGUCCACCUGGUUCGCCAACGCCAGGAGGAGGCUGAAGAAGGAGAACAAGAUGACGUGGCCUCCCAGGAACAAGUGCUCUGAUGACAAGCGUUAUGACAAUGACGAUGACGGAUCUCAAGAGGACCAGAUCAAAAGCGAGAACAACGAUGAUGAAAGUAGAAGUCGGGAUGACAAGGACCUUCAAUUGAGUGACCUGGAGGACUUCGACACGAUUGAGUCGGAAAACUCCGAAUGCGAACUGAAGCAUCAGUUUAACCUGAACACUCACAUGACGACCACUGACUGUCCCAGUGAGCACAUCAAAGAAACGUCCUUAAAGUUAUCCAUUCCAGCCCCUUUGGAGGGCGACGAAGGCAUGACCAAAACAUGCCUGAAAACACACACAGAAGACUGUCAGACCACCAUAGGCCGCCAGACCAAACCGUGUUUCCAGUCCGGCCACCAGAUACUCGACAACAAACCACGGAUCUGGUCCCUGGCACAGACCGCCACGUCUUUGAACCAAACGGAGUACUCGUCUUGCAUGCUGAGAUGUCCGCCCAACGUGCCGUCCUCUCCAUCGGCCUCCUCGCCUGUGAACGUGCUGGAUCGACAGCAGGACUCGCCCGUAACAACGCUGAGAAACUGGGUUGACGGGGUUUUCCACGACCCCCUAUUUAGACACAGCACUUUGAACCAAGCACUGACCAACACCACGGUAUCAUGGACCACGACCAAAAACUCGAUACUGGAGACUGGAUCUGUAGGAAGCAACGUGAUUAAGGGACACGCUCCUUUACAGCACCCGGAUGCCAAUAAAGACACCCUGAGUUUCCCUAAAGCGGUGAACAAAAUGUUCUGCUCAUAACAAACCAAAAUGUCAUUACAAAAAGUCUGUCCGUGGAUGUACAGUCGACCGCCUCUCACCUGAAAAAAGAACUUAAUCUAAAAUGUUCUCAAAAUGUUGGAUUUUUUAAUCUGUCACGGUUAACCGUGUAGCUGUUGUUCUUGAGGCAUUUCACUUCUUAGUCUCUUAAUGCGGAUUUUUUAAGUAGUUAUUUCAUUUAAAAGCACGUUCAGAUCAUGUUAAUGUAAUGUCAAAAGUUUACCUUUAAAAAGUUUACAAAUAUAAGUUUGCCUUUUUUAUUAUUUGGCAUGCAAAAUAUUGACAUUUGAUUGCAUAUUCGUUAAACUCGGUUGUCUUUAAUGAACGACUUGCGGGUGUCACUAUUUAAAAAAAAAAAAAAAAAAAAAAAAAAAAAACUAUCACCCAAAUGCACAAGCCUCUGAAAACGAAAGGGGGGUAUGUUUCAAUUUUGUUCACUAAUAAAAGGUUGGAUUCUGAG